Molecule: messenger RNA, 1867 nt
Organism: Rhagoletis pomonella (apple maggot)
Lineage: Eukaryota; Metazoa; Arthropoda; Insecta; Diptera; Tephritidae
Product: protein ALP1-like
Exons: 3
Coding region: 172-1392 (406 amino acids)
Source: RefSeq, a predicted model, not a curated record
UUCGCGUUGGCUUUGGCGUUGGCGUUGGUUUGACAGAACGCACGUUAAAAGUAUGCUUGCUACAAUGAACGCUUUGACAUCUAUUGUUUUCAUUGUCAUCACCAAAGCGAAAAUUUUGCAGUGAAAAUAUAAUUUAAAGUGUGUUUGUUUUUUAAAGCUAUCGCAAUUAAAAUGUUGUCUAAAGAAGCGGCUGAAGUCAUUUUAAUUGCACUAAUGAUGUACGAGACUCGCGAAUGUUUGCGAAAAAUAAAUUCCCGCCGGGAGUCUUGGGUGAGACCACUUUACUUAAGUCGGGAUAUCAAUGGACUAUUUGCAUCAAGUUUUGAAGAAAUGUAUAAUAAUGACACUGAGCAGUUCAAAAAAACGGUUAGAAUGAGCAGAACGAUGUUUGACCAUCUCCUCGGACUUGUAGGAGAGCGUCUUACUAAGCAUUCCAAUAGGCCAUCAAUACCUGCCGCAUUAAGACUCUUUUUAACUUUGAAUUAUUUAGCACAUGGAGGUAGUCAGCACAUGCUCGCCAUAUCAUAUAAAAUGGGACGCUCCACGGCAAAUAAAAUCGUUUUGGAAACAUGUGAGGUUCUUUGGGAUGAACUGGGUGGCAUAUACUUGUCUAUACCAAACCGACAUGAAUGGAAACGUAUUGCAAACGAUUUCAAUUCGAUUUGGAACUUUCCCAAUUGUGUAGGUGCUAUUGACGGAAAGCACAUAAUAUUAAAGUGCCCUCCUAGCUCGGGAUCCUUAUUUUACAACUACAAGGGAACAUACUCCAUCGUACUUUUGGCAUGUUGCGAUGCUAAUUACACGUUUACCUGCAUCGAUAUUGGUGCAUAUGGCUCUCAAAGUGAUGGUGGUGUAUUGUGCAAUUCCAGCUUUGGGAGAAGACUUUUCAACAACCAAUUAGACCUUCCCGAGGAUGAUAUUCUGCUACACUCUACCCUUAGAUUUCCUCAUUUUUUUGUUGGAGAUGCAGCAUUUCCCUUAAAAAGCUAUAUUAUGCGACCAUAUCCAGGAAUACGUUUGUCGCCUGACCGCGAACUUUUCAAUAAGCGUCUUUCAAGAGCUCGGCGCGUUAUAGAAAACGCGUUUGGAAUUAUGACAGCUCGCUGGAGAAUUCUUCUGUCCCCAUUGCAAAUGCAUCCAACGAGUGCCGAGAGCGUUGUCAAAGCAACAGUGCUAUUACAUAACUUUUUAAAAAUGCACGAUGGCACUUAUUGCCCACCAGAAUUUGUCGACCAAUACCAAGGAGACAAUAUUGUCGGUGGUUUAUGGCGACAGGAAAUUACAACGCCCCUUCGAGGAACUGGUCGAUUAAUGGCGAACAAUGCCGCCAGAAGUGCUUUCAAUUUGAGGGAUCAGUUAAAAGACUACAUAACCGCGCACCCUAUUAAUUAAAUAAUAAUAUUCUCUUUCAUCAAUUUGUUCUUAAACUAUACUUUUAGAUGUACCUAUUUUUUCAUAAAUUCAUUCUUUAUUAAUUAGUAUUGGUUGCUAUCCCAGAAUCCAUCGUAGUCUGAUUUUUCGUGAAAUCUACGAAAAUGCGAUCACUGGAUCCGAAUUAAAGCGAAGGAGUGAAUUAAAAGUAUAUGCUACGUUCGUAGCUAAUCGAAUUCAAGGAUAGCAUUUUCGUAGAUUCCACGAAAAAUCGGACUACGAUGGAUUCUGUGAUAGCCAUGAUUAGCACAUCAGUUUUGUUUUGCUUUUUAAGCACAUACAAAAACGAUACAACAAGAUACAGCCCGCGACAAAACGGUAGCACAUCAAAAUUUUGAUCAGUUUUGACUAUAUAUCUUUUCUUUCUUCAUUAUUUUUCUAUAAAAUUAUAGCUCAUUAGCUAACAAAAAUCUUAAAAAUCCAAAUUUCACAAACU